GGGAGGUGCUGCAGUUGUUGUUCUUUUUAGCAACCGAAACUACAACCUGGAAGACACUAGACACUAAAACUUAAUCAAACACAGAAACUUCAGCAAAUAAAUCAAACUGAACCAAAAUGCCUUCACUCAGUAGUAAAUCUGCGCAGGAAAUAGCCGACCUGUUGGAUGAAUACGGGAUAAAACACGGGCCUGUGGUCGAUUCCACCAGAGGUCUGUAUGAGAGGAAGCUAAAAGAGGCUAUGGCCAAGGAGAAGAGAGUGAAACCAUCACCAGACAGAACUUACUACAGAGAAGAAGAAGAGGAAGUCACCUAUGUCUACAAGACACCUGUGAGGAGUGACGGUUCAGGAGACAGUGGGUCGUACUUGAGGUCCAGACCAGAGUGGACUGAGAGGGAACAUGAAACAAAGUACUCCAGCUACACACGAUCACAGCCUGAAUACAGAGGAAGAGAUUACGUUGAUGGACCCUACAUGUAUGACUCCCCAUCCACUUACAGAUCUUCCUAUUUGAAAUCAACACCCUCAAAACCUGUUCAAGAGGCUGCGGAGAAGCCCAAGUCUUCUCGCCUCAUCCCCCUCUGGGUUCAGUUUGUGUUCUUUGUGGCUGUGGCCGUCUUUCUCUACAUUGUGUUUUCCAGUAUGGAGACGAAUGAAUCCAUUAAAGGAAUUGAAUGAUUUUAGUUCCACUCAUGCUCAGUUUAUAGAGCUGUUUCACACUAUUAUGCAUUUUAAUAUAAGGAAUGUAUUUUGAUUAAUUUUUUUAUUCAGACAUAAGGGGUUUUGUGCUUUUUAAGGUAUUUGUGUGCGUUGUAAUUGCAGUUUAUUUGCUAGCUUGUACUUAAAUUCAUGUGCUUUUAAGUUGAUUUCUGAAGGCUUUGAUUUCUGCCCAGUACCCUUGACUGUGUUUUGCUCUCAGUGUUAAAUAUAUUUAUAGUGAGAGACAGAUCACUCCACAUAUGAUGCUGCUCUGAGAGUUAGUGUGCCAUUUUUAUAAGGAGUUGAAUGAAUAGUAAGUCUCAUGAAAGGUUUCUGGCACAUUAAGCAUUAGACACUACAAUGCUAAAUCAAACAAUUCCUUUGUAAUGUGGCUAGCUUUAAUGCUGAGCUUCAAUUAACAGUAAAUUGAUCUAUAUUGUAAGGUUAUACUUCUGUUAUUACCUACAUCAUACUUUUCAGAACAAGCAAUAUCAAAUUACUUUACUUAAAAAUUUGUACUAAGAUUUUAUAGUUUUUGGUUUUAAGAAGACCUGAUUUCACUUGACUUUAAACUACUCCUAGAGUAGUUUAAGUCACUCUAAAAAAAAUAAAACAGAAGUAAAAAAAAAAAGUUUUGAAGCAGUAUUAUAAAAUCUACUGUUCAGUUUAAGAGGUUUUUCAACAUCUUCCCAAAUUUCCCUUUCUCCCAAGUUUUACUGUACUUGUACCAAGUAGUAAGAGUAUGUAAAAAAAAAUACAAGCACAUUGCAUUUUAUUGAACAAUUUUUUUUGGUUUGUGUUAUGUCAGGGUGCAGCAAUGCUUCUUUCUUAUCGAUUGACAGAAAUAAUUAUAUUGAAAUACUUCUGGGGAAGGUUUAAUCCAAGUGCCUCUGCUUUUUUGCUUUAAGAAAUAAUUGGUUUUGUGAGUGUAUGUGGGUAUUUGUCAGUACCCUUGAACACUUUGAUCAAUCAAAUCAAUUUAAACAUGUAGCAUAUUUCCAUCUUUGCAUCCUCUGGAGUCUGAUAUUGUGACGUGUUCUGUAUAACCAUUUCAUAUUCAAACUAUAAAAGAGUUUUUAAUAUUUAGA
Messenger RNA from Cheilinus undulatus (humphead wrasse), 1786 nucleotides. Its product is annotated as emerin-like. The transcript is spliced from 7 exons. NCBI's taxonomy places the organism in Eukaryota, Metazoa, Chordata, Actinopteri, Labriformes, Labridae. The record is from RefSeq and is a predicted model, not a curated record. Bases 117 to 677 code for a protein of 186 amino acids.